AUGAGUAAAUUGGAUGAUUUACUGGCCAAGAAAAAGACUGUUGUGCCUGUCUUGGAUCUGAGUCGCAGUAAUAUUCAGUCUACUGAGGAAUUUAAGCGACAAAUGGAAAAGGUACCAGACUAUAAGAUGCGGCCAAUUAAAGUGCGUGCCGAGGAGAUAAAGAUACGCGAAAAGGAUUACUCCUUCAAGAUGCCCAAGAAGGAAAUGCGUAAGCUGCUGAAGAGCAAUGGGGAAAGAGAUACUCUCUAUACGUACGCGGAUCCAGUGCCCGGGGAGAUGAAGGAUGUGGUGCUUAUGGAACUGUGUGCAGUACCCAUUGACUGGAAGAUGUUGACCACAUUGCGACCCAAGUCCAAACAGGAGGAGGAAUACUUCAGUCGCAUGGUCGAAAUGGGAAAACUAGAACUAAAAACCGAGGCAAAGGAUCGACGUGAAUUCGCGCUCAACAAUUGCAUCAAGAAAAUUAAGAACAAAUCGGGAAUUGUCGAAACGCGGCUCAUAACCUGCGAAUCCUGCGGCGAGGAAAUGUGUUGGGGCAAAUCGUGUGGCGACUUUAAUUACGAUUUAUAUAUUCGCGUUGAGACCAAAGUCCUUAAGCCAAAACCUCUGGCAAUAUCAUCUAAUAAAACCAAACUAAAUGGACGCAAAAAGUCAACCAUAGGUGGCACCAAAGUUAAGGUCAAGAAAUCAGCAAGUACCAAAUAG
Drosophila innubila is the source of this 705-nucleotide messenger RNA. RefSeq lists its product as uncharacterized. The coding region runs from base 1 to 705 and encodes 234 amino acids. The transcript has 2 exons. The record is from RefSeq and is a predicted model, not a curated record. NCBI's taxonomy places the organism in Eukaryota, Metazoa, Arthropoda, Insecta, Diptera, Drosophilidae.